GUAAGCAUGGCGGCCGCUAUUGCCAGGGGCUGCCGGGCUGCAAUGGCCCUGGGCUGGAGCUUUCGAUGCGCCUGGGCUCUGCGCCCUGCGCCGGCCUCUGUCGCCUGCCAGGCCCUCGCGGGGCCGAGCCGGCGGCAGAUCACUGGACCUUCUGAGCCCGGCGCGUUCCAGCCACCGCCGAAACCGAUUAUCGUGGACAAUCGCCGUCCCCAGCGCCGGGAAAGCAGGUUCUUGAGUCCUGAAUUCAUUCCUCCAAGGGGAAGAACAAAUCCUCUGAAAUUUCAAAUAGAAAGAAAAGAUAUGUUAGAAAGGAGAAAAAUACUCCACAUUCCAGAGUUCUAUGUUGGAAGCAUUCUUCGUGUUACUACUGCUGACCCAUAUGCCAAUGGAAAAACCAGCCAGUUUCUGGGAAUUUGCAUCCAGAGAUCAGGAACAGGACUUGGAGCUACUUUUAUCCUUAGGAAUACUAUUGAAGGACAAGGUGUUGAGAUUUGCUUUGAACUUUAUAAUCCUCGAAUCCAGGAGAUCCAAGUAGUCAAAUUACAGAAGCGGCUGGAUGAUAGCUUGCUAUACUUGCGAGAUGCCCUUCCUGAAUACAGCACUUUUGAUAUGAAUAUGAAGCCAAUAGCACAAGAACCUAGCCAAGAAGUUCCUGUGAAUCAGCUGAAAGUAAAAAUGAAGCCCAAGCCGUGGUCCAAACGCUGGGAACGUCCAAAAUUUAAUAUUAAGGGGAUCAGAUUUGACCUUUGUUUAACGGAAGAGCAAAUGAAAGAAGCCCAGAAGUGGAGUCAGCCAUGGCUUGAGUUUGAUAUGAUGAGGGAAUAUGACACUUCAAAAAUUGAAGCUGCAAUAUGGGAUGAAAUUGAAGCAUCAAAAAAUUCCUGAUCUGAGAAUGAGUUUGGUUACUUGCAGAGGAUAUACUGACUCUCAGAGGAUUUAUUUAGAAACCAGUUUAGUCUCAUAUAUAAGGACAUAGUCAUUAAAUCAACCAAACAUUCAUUAUUUUAUGAAUAUUAUUUUAAAAAUUAGCACACCAGUUUAUUACUUUAAAAAGAAAUAUGUACAUGCCAAGUGGUCUGAUGUCCAUUCUCUUAAUGGAGGUAAAGCUACAAUAGAGUCAAACUGUUACCAGAAUGGUCUUCAUUGAGCUUGGAAUCUGAGCAAGGAAGUGGAUAGGAUGAUUUUUUAAAUUUGUGAAAAAUUAUAAAUUCAAAAAGUGUAUGAUUUAAAGAGUAAUAAUAAACUGAGCAUUCAUAUACCCACCGUCAGGUUAAGAAGUAAAACAUUUGUAAUAUCGAAGGUCAAGAAAUAGAGCAUUUACUAGAAUCUAAGAAGACUCUUGUGUGUUGUAAUUGCAUCCCUCCCCUCUUCCAGAUGUAGGCACUAUCCUGACUUUGUGUUAAUCAUUCCUUUGCAUUUCUUUAUUUUAUUACAUACACAUAUACUCUUAAACAAUAUAUUUACUUUUGAAAAAUCUGUUGGCAGGUAUAAAAGGACAACAUUGUCAUUAUUACAUGAAAGCUUCAGGGAGAGCAUAACAAAGUCUUUGGGUCAUAGUCUGGCUUCAGCUUCCAUGAGAGUUUACAAAAGUCACUUUUGAGGAAGUUCAUGGCUAAGGUCAUGAGUGAGUCCUGCUAAAUAGAAGGCUCACCAGAGGGUAUCUGGAAGGGCCUAUAGUGUGGACUGCCUAAUUGAUGGUCUGACAAAAAUGUGGUCAGAGGGAGUAGACUUCUUUGUGUUUACUUGUUCUCAGUCCAUGAGGAAAUUCUAGCUCAAAGGAGUAGGUCAAGACAGUACUUCCAUAGGGUGAUGUGAGUGUCUUUGCUGAUCCUUGUAGCUGAGAUGGAAUGGAAAGCUGGCAUGUAAUCAUACAUGGUAAAGAGCAACCUACAGAUAAUUAGGACCAGUUUCACCUGGGCAUGCUGUCCCUCAAGUUUAAAAGAGUACAGUACUAGCACUGAUCUUGGGGAGGGUAACCAUUAACCUGUCUCUUGAAUCAUUCUGCUUAAAUCUAUGUUUUUGUGCCUAAGCUUUUGGGAUUUGUGUUUACUCUUCUCCUAUGCUGAUCUGUUUUCUGGAUUUUUUGUUUUCCAUUUUAUUGGCUUUAUUGUUUUCCAUUUUGGUGAAGCACACCCUUUGUUAACUUCUAGAGAAAGUAUCAAUAUAUAGGUAAAUUUUUUGACCUUGCAUAUCUAUCAUAGUUGAUAUUUUAUAAAAUUCUGGGUGGGAGAUAAUUUUCCCUCAGAAUUUUGAAGGUAUUGCUUCACUGUCUUAUUUCCAGUUGUGUUGAGAAAUCCAAAACCAUUUUGAUUCUGCUCUUUGAAUGUGACUUGAAAGCUUUGUAGAAUACCUUGGUUCUCAGGGUAGUGCAAUUUUGCAGCGAUGUGCCUUGGUGUGGGUCUAUUUUUAUUCAUUAUCUUAGGUGUUUGAUGAACCCUUUCCAUGUGGUAGCUCAUAUGUUUCAGUUCUGGGAAACUUUCAGUGUUCAUUGACUUCCUCUCCUCUGCUUCUCUUCUUCCUGGAACUGAUAUUUUGAUGUUGGAUUGGAUCUCUGUUUUCCUACCCUCUCUCCAUCUCUUCUUUAGCUCUUUGAUUCAGUCUUCCAACUCUUUGCUAUAUUUUUAGAUCUCAAGAUCCCUUUAUGAUUUCUGAAAGUUCCUUUUCUUAUAUAGUACUCGGUUCUUAUUUUAUAUUCUUGUCUAUGGAUUUGUUCUGUUACCAUUGAGGAUGUUCGUGAUAGUGUUUGUGUUUGUUUUUAAUAUUUAUUUAUCUUUAUUUUUUUUUGGCUGUGUUGGGUCUUAGUUAUAGCACACAGGAUCUUCAUUGAGACAUGUGGGUCUUUCGUUGGCAGUGUGUGAGCUUCUCUCUAGUUGUGGCACAGGGUCCAGGGCCUGUGGACUCCAUAGUUGUGGUGCAUGGGCUCUGUAGUUUGUGGCAGGCGGACUUUCUCGUUAAGGCACAUGAGCUCAGUAGUUGUGGAGCACGGGCUUAGUUGCCCCGCAGCAUGUGGGAUCUUAGUUCCCUGAGCAGGGAUUGAACCCACGUCCCCUGCAUUGGAAGGUGGAUUCUUUACCACUGGACCACCAGGGAAGUCCCUGUGUUCUUCCUUUUGAAAUUGUUUUUCUGUAGAAUCUGUUAACUCCAAAUUUCUUCUCAUGUAUUUAUUUCUUUUUCUAUGUUUUAGGCUUUUCUAGGACAUCUGGCAAUCCUUGGCUGUCUACUUAUGGUAGACAUAUAGUGGACUAUAAAGCUGAUUAGAAGCCUUGGACUUGUGGAAGGGGUUUGCUUUAGGGUUAUCUGGGUGGGCCUUUUUUGGUAGUCUCCUCCUCCACAUGAAUAUCUUGCUUUGGUCAGGUUCUACGGAGUAGAGGUUUCCAAUCUCCUUCCUGGAGGCUAAGGGUUUGUCUGCUAGUGUUCCAGUUGCCAUAUUGGAGAAAAACAGGAUUUCUGGCACUCUACAUUUUUAUGGCCAUCCUGUCCAUCCCCUCCCACACAUACACUUUUGGCUUAGUACCCAGUGCCUGCAGUCCAGAAAACUGCUUUAACUGCUCUAGAGAAUAAACCUCUGGACUUUAGCUGGUGUGGGGGAGGGCUAGACAAGCAGUGGUGGGGAGUUGGGAAAGGGAUAUCAGGAAUAUAACCUCCAAAUAGUUUUCAUCAGGUUCUCAUUUUAGCCACUGUCCAGUACCCCCUGAGGUACUGCAUCUGCCGACUGGCAAUUGUGAGAAGUGAACUGUGUUGAUUUUCAUCUUUCUCCACUGCUGGCUUGAUUUGCCUUUCUUGAGUCUGCCAGUCCAUCCAUAUGCUUUUUCAGCUUUCAAAAUUUUGUUCUGCUUGUUUCUUGUUCUGUUCUUUCUUGUGGUUUUAUAUCUCAUCUAUAUGUUUCUCAACAUUUUGUACUACUUGCAUCUUGUCCUGUUUUCUCCUUCCUGAGGGUUUGUCUUUUUCCCUGUGGUAUAUUCUAGUGGUUACUUGAAUAAUUCAUCUGACAAAUUAACCUAUUCAGCCACUUUCCCCAGUAAUAGAUUUCUUUUGAGAGAAAUAUUCAGAUAUUAAUGCUUGGGGUUCUUAACAUUCAGUGCUACCUUGAUCUUUCACUAAAAGUUACACAGCGAUCUAACUAUUUUCAAAAAGCAAUGAAUAUACCAUCAUAUACUUAUUUAGAUUACUUGCUGAGAUAGCCUCUCAAAGUAAAAUUUUAACAGCCUAUAUCCUAUAUUUUUCUUCUGUUUAACUUGUCAGAAGAGAACCUUUAAAGCUUGUUCAUUUUUACCUUGAUAAACACUCUGCAGUCUUCUUGGUAGAAGGGCAGAUGAAUGGUACAUUUCGAGAUCUAAAGCUGUGCAAAUGUAUGAUUGUCUCAUAAGUACAUGUGCUCAUAACAACAAAGCAAGUCAUGUUUUUACUCUUAAGAUUCUCUUUAAAAUUCUUGUGAAUUUUCCCUCAGAAAAAACAAAUCUUAAUACAUUAAAUGUUUUAUUGUGGUAAUAUAUAUGUAUACUUUACCAUAAUAAAAUUGUUAUUAAAAAUGUUUAAAUAAUAUAUAUAACAUAUAAUUUAUCAUUUUAACCAUUUUUAAAUGUACAGCUUCAGUGGCAUUAAUUACAUUCAUGUUGCGCAGCCAUCACCAUUAUCUUCAAAACUUUUUUAUCACUCCAGAGAGGAACUCUAACCAGUAUAUAAUAACUCCCUAUUCGUCUCUCCCCAUCAGCUCCUGGUAAGCUCGUAUCUACUCACUUUCUAUAUGAAUUUACCUAUUCUGCUUCUUAUAAGUGGAAUCAUACAAUAUUUGUUCUUUUGUGCCUGGCUUAUUUUGUUUAAUAUGUUUUCAGGAUUCAUCCAUGUUAUAGCAUGUAUCAGAAUUUCAUUCAUUUUUAUGACUAAAUAUUCUAUUGUAUAUGUAUGCCAUAUUUUUUAAUCCAUUCAUCUGUUGAUGAACACUUGGGCUAUUUCCACCUUUUGGUUAUGAUGAAUAUGCUGCAAUAAAUACUGAUAUACAAGUUUCUUUUUGAGUUGUUUUAAUAUUUUGAAAAUAUAUACUCCAGAUAUGUACAUACCUUGGAGUAGAAUUGCUGGAUCAUAUAUUUUGAAAUUUUCCUUAUACUUUCUUCUUUGACCUAUUGGUUUUUAAAGAGUGUGUUGUUUAAUUGCCAUAUUUAAUAUGCCAUAAGUGAAUUUUCCACUUUUCCUUUUGUUAUUGAUUUCUAGCUUCAUUCCAUUGUGGUCAGAGAAGAUACUUAGAGUGAUUUCAGUCUUUUAAAAUGUACUGAAAAUUGUUUUGUGGCCUAACAUAUGGUCUAUCCUGGAGAAUGUGCCUUGCGCCCUUGAGAAACGUAUAUUUUAUUGUUGUUGGGUGGAGUGUUUUAUAUAUGUCCAUUAGGUCUAGUUUGUUUAUAGUGUUAUUCAAGUCUUCUGUUUCCUCAUUGAUCUUGUCUAAAGGUUUUAUCCAUUUUUUGACAGUGAAAUAUUGAAGUUUCUAACAAUUCUUAUAGAUCUAUCCAGUUUUCUCUUUAAUUCUGUCAAUGUUUGCUUCAUAUAUUUUGGGGGCUUUGUUGGUACAUACAUUAUAUCUUCUUGAUGAAGUGACUUUUUUUAUCAAUAUGUAAUAUACAUUUUUGUUUCUUAAAACAAUUUUUGGCUUACAGGCUAUUUUAUCUAAUACUAGUCUAAUACCCACUCCAAUUCUCUUUUGGUUACUAUUUGCACAGAAUGUCUUUUUCUAUCCUUUCACUUUCAACAUAUCUGUGUCUUUGGAGCUAAAGUGAGUCUUUUAUAGACAGCAUAUAGCUGGAUCAUUUAUUUUUAUUUCUCUUUUAUCCAUUUUGCCAAUCUUUGCCUUCUGUUUGGAGAGUUUAAUCCAUUUACGUUUAAAGUAAUUAGUAUGGGACUUCCCUGGAAGUCCAGUGGUUAAUAAUUCACCUUCCAAUGCAGAGGGUGCGGGUUCAAUUCCUGGCUGGGGAGCUAGGAUCCAACAUGCCUUGUGGCCAAAAAACCAAAACAUAAAACAGAAGCAAUAUUGUAACCAAUUCAAUAAAGACUUAAAAACAAUUGUCCACAUCAAAAAAAAUCUUAAAAAAAAAUUAGUAUAAGAAAGAACUUCUGCCAUUUUAUUUGUUGUCUUUAUGUCUUAUACUUUUUUUGUUUCUCAUUUUCUCCAUUACCGUUUCCUUCUGUGUUGAUUUUUUGUGGUGAACGAUUAUGAUUCCCUUCUCAUUUCCUUUUAUGCAUAACUGUUAAAUGUUCUCUUUGUGGUUACUGUGGGGAUUAUAGUCAACAUUAUACAGUCUAAUUUGAAUUGAUACUAAUUUGAAUUCAAUAGCAUACAAAAUUGCUACUCCUAUAAAGUUUUGUUCUCCCUUUAUUGAUGUCACAAAUUAU
Messenger RNA from Mesoplodon densirostris (Blainville's beaked whale), 6378 nucleotides. RefSeq names its product mitochondrial ribosomal protein L19 (gene MRPL19). NCBI's taxonomy places the organism in Eukaryota, Metazoa, Chordata, Mammalia, Artiodactyla, Ziphiidae. Gene Ontology annotation, biological process: translation. Gene Ontology annotation, molecular function: structural constituent of ribosome. The transcript has 6 exons. The coding region runs from base 7 to 885 and encodes 292 amino acids. Gene Ontology annotation, cellular component: ribosome; mitochondrial large ribosomal subunit. The record is from RefSeq and is a predicted model, not a curated record.